Puntigrus tetrazona (Sumatra barb) is the source of this 2762-nucleotide messenger RNA. It is a transcript of the gene pcyt2, whose product is annotated as phosphate cytidylyltransferase 2, ethanolamine. Gene Ontology annotation, molecular function: ethanolamine-phosphate cytidylyltransferase activity. Gene Ontology annotation, cellular component: cytoplasm. NCBI's taxonomy places the organism in Eukaryota, Metazoa, Chordata, Actinopteri, Cypriniformes, Cyprinidae. The transcript has 13 exons. The record is from RefSeq and is a predicted model, not a curated record. Gene Ontology annotation, biological process: phosphatidylethanolamine biosynthetic process. The coding region runs from base 188 to 1384 and encodes 398 amino acids.
GUCACUUCCUGAGGGGGCGGGGCAUCGCGAGGACGCGCGCUGUUUGCGUGCUGUUUGCGUGCUGCGUCAUCACCGACGUUCUCCGGGCUUCUGGAAGGACGUGGGGCCGCCGCCGGUGUCGUUCACGUCCACACGAGCGUCCCGGCCGUCCGUAGCGUCUGCUCGGGCAUUUCACACGCUUUAAAACAUGAUCAGGAACGGAAGCCACGCGGCGGCGGAGGAGGAGGAGCAGGCCGAACCGAGCUCCUCGAGCCGCAGCCCAGAGAAGAGGAAGCGGGUGAUCCGGGUGUGGUGUGACGGCUGCUAUGACAUGGUGCACUACGGUCACGCUAACCAGUUACGACAGGCCAAAGCGAUGGGAGAUUACCUCGUGGUAGGCGUACACACGGACGAGGAAAUAGCCAAGCACAAGGGUCCCCCGGUCUUCACGCAGGCCGAGCGGUAUAAAAUGAUACGGGCCACAAAGUGGGUGGAUGAGAUCGUUGAGGGGGCUCCGUAUGUUUCUACGCUGGAGACGCUGGACAAGUACAACUGUGAUUUCUGCGUGCACGGAGAUGACAUCACACUGACCGUGGAUGGAAAAGAUACAUAUGACGAAGUGAAGAGAAUGGGCCGAUACAGGGAAUGUAAACGCACGCAGGGGGUGUCUACGACGGAUCUAGUGGGUCGUAUGCUCUUGUUAACGAAAUCACAUCACAGCAACGUUGAUAAUGCGGCUUACCAGCUACACACAGAUAACUUUGGGAAGGGUCCUAAAGGGCACAGCCCUUGGACUGGCGUCUCUCAGUUCCUGCAGACGUCUCAGAAGAUCAUCCAGUUCGCCUCAGGGAAAGAACCACAGCCCGGAGACACAAUUAUUUAUGUAGCCGGAGCUUUCGACCUCUUCCAUAUCGGCCACGUGGAUUUCCUCGAGACCGUUCACAAACAAGCAGAGAAACCUUACGUCAUUGUCGGACUGCACUUUGACCAGGAAGUAAACCGCUAUAAAGGAAAGAACUACCCCAUCAUGAAUAUUCACGAGAGAACUUUGAGUGUGCUGGCUUGCAGGUACGUGUCAGAGGUUGUGAUCGGGGCUCCGUACGCAGUAGGAAAAGAUCUUCUGGAUCACUUUAAGGUGGACUUGGUGUGUCAUGGGAAGACCGAAGUGUUUUCUGACACAGAUGGGACAGACCCUUACGCCGAGCCAAAGAAGAGAGGUAUUUUUCGCAUCCUGGACAGCGGCAACAAUCUGACCACCGACGACAUCGUGCAGAGAAUCAUCGAGAACAGGUUGCAGUUUGAGGCCAGGAAUCAGAAGAAGGAAGCUAAAGAGAUGGCCGUGAUUGAAGCUUUGAAGCACAAAGAGGAUUCGCUGAAGACCGACGCGGCUCUAACGAAUAAUUAACCGAACUGUCCAAACCGAACGAAUCAAGGGCUUUGUCGUAGAACCAAAAUUUCCCCCGGACUGUAAUACAAACAAAAUGCCUGAGCUGAGGCUGCUUUUAACAAUGGACUUUUUUUUAAUACCGUACGACUCUUGUUUGACGACGAAAGCACUUUGUUGUGCGUGGAGAGUUUUUAUGAUACCUAUUAAAUGGGUUGGAAGACAUUCUCUGGAUGGGAGGAACACUGAAAAACAUUCAGCAGCUACUUUUGCAUUGUGUGUGGAGGUCAUGGGAGGAUUGUGUCAUUUCAGUGGUUUUGAAGUUUUGUAGUUGAGCAGAGAAACGCUCUGUGAAGAAACGCUUGAUGUCGGCUGCAUGCGUACUAGCGGUUAGUAUGCAUGUAAGCUUAUUCGGAUUUUAUGCUGGAUAUAUGGAAAUAUAUCCAGGUCACAUUUAACCCCAAAAUCAAGAGAUAAAAAAAAAAUAUAUAUAUAUAUAUAUUGUUUUCGAGAAGAAAGACUGUUGAGGCAUUUUUUUGCAUUGUGAUAUUAAUUUUAUUACUGAAUUUUCAUCCAUAUUCUCAUCAUCCUAAUGUUUCUGGACAUUUAUCCUCUUAUUUUAUAUUUUAUUUAAAUUUUUUUUUUUAUUUCAUAAGGUUCUCAUUUGCAGUAGUAAUUCUUAUUAGAUUUUCUUUAUAGUAAUUUUAACUAAAUAUCUUGUCUUUUUUUUUUUUUUUUUUUUUUUUUUUUUUUUUUUAUUAUUGAUCUUUUUUCCAUUUCGACACAUGCGCUUAUUUAUAAAAAUAGUAUCACAAUGGCAAAGAAAUUUAAAUAAAAAAAUAAAAAAUAAAAAAUUCAUCCUGGCCAUUUCUAACUCAACUAUUGGUUCAUACGCUGUCCAUAGUCACACAUCUGCCAUUUUACCGUUUUACCACUUUUAUUUUCACUUUCUUAUCUUUGUUUGUUGUGACAUGAUCAAAGUCACAGCCAAAGACCUCAGGUUAGAUGUCAGUUUGACGUCACGCUUUUACUCAUUUUAACGUGCACCAAAUAAUCUCUACAAAGUCUCAAAGUUGAUUGGUAAAAGUCAAACUUGCUUUUUUCAUAUGUACUUUUAUCUUGUUUUAUGCGAUUUGUUGUCCGUUUUUGUUUUUAAUGAAUGUCGAAGCACCUUGGGAUUGCAGCAUGUUUUUACUGUGCGUUAAGGGUGAAUUGCUGUGGGGGAAAAAAACACUAAUUUAAUGUUUUUACGUUGCAUAAAUGUUGAGUGACCAAUUCUGAAUGUGGAGUUAAUGUCUUCAGACAAUCUAUAAUUUAUCAUCCCAUGCAUCAUAUGCCGAAAAUCAUCAAAACGCAUCAAUUAAUUGCAAAUUCAGUUGCAAUAAAAAGUACGAAAGCA